AUGAAGCUCCCUACUAUUUCCGCUACCGUCUUUACCUUGAUUGCUCUGAGCACCUCCGCCGCCGCCAACAGAUGUGACCGCCAGGAGAACGCCCUCUAUACAUACAUCGUCGAGGCCGAAGACGCCGAAGACGCAGGUGGCAUCUGCAAUGGUCUGUGGGACAACCUCAAAAGCGCAGCCUGUGUUACGUCGGACGAAAAGUGCAGCGAGGGGGAUGGAAGCAUCAAGUGGUCGUUUGAUGUCGGCAGGGGCUGUGGUGGUGGAAGUGUUGAGGGAGCUUGGUCUGAGGCUACCGGUAACAAGUAUGGCACUAUUGAUUGCCCUUAG
Messenger RNA from Aspergillus versicolor CBS 583.65, 327 nucleotides. RefSeq lists its product as uncharacterized. The transcript has a single exon. The record is from RefSeq and is a predicted model, not a curated record. Bases 1 to 327 code for a protein of 108 amino acids. Lineage: Eukaryota; Fungi; Ascomycota; Eurotiomycetes; Eurotiales; Aspergillaceae.